AUGGUGAAGGAGAAGUUGUACUUCAUUCAGGGCUACCUCUUUGAUGACACUAUCAACAACAAUGGAGUGCUCAACACCGAUAGACUGUUGAGUGAUGUGCGCAUGGAGCUCCAGGACUCAAAUGGCAAUUCCAUCAAGGUCAUUGAGAAGACGAGUAGGGACUAUGCCUUCGCAGGUCUCCGUGCCGGUACCUAUUGCGUAGUCGGAUCCAAGGAUGGAUACGUUCCAGGUGUGUUCAAGAAUGAUAACAAGUUUGACAAUGGCAAGGUGUGUGUCACUGUCGGUCCAUCAACCUCAAAGAUCCACUAUGGAAUGGUGAAGGAGUCUCUAUUCUAUCUCCAGGGAUAUAUAUGGGAUGACACCUCCAACAACAAUGGAGUUCUCAAUACCAAUAACCUAUUGAGUGACGUGCGCAUGGAGCUCCAGUACCCCUAUGGUACUUCCAUCAAGGUCAUUGAGAAAGCCAACAAGAACUAUGCCUUCACUGGUCUCCGCGCCGACACGUAUUGCAUUGUUGGAUCCAAGGAUGGAUACGUUCCAGGUGUGUUCAAGAAUGACAACAAGUUUGACAAUGGAAAGGUCUGCCUGACAGUCGGUCCCUCAACAACAAAACUCCACUUCGGAAUGGUCAAGGUAGUUCCAACAUCACCAUUAACACCACCUCCAGUCACUGAGCCUCCUGUCACUGAGCCCCCUGUCACCGAGCCACCAGUCAUGACUACUGGUGAGCCUCCAGUCACAGAACCACCCGUCACUGAGCCACCUGUGACUGAACCGCCCGUCACUGAACCUCCCGUCACUGAACCUCCAGUUACAGAGCCACCAGUCACUGAACCACCCGUCACUGAACCACCAGUCACCGAACCACCAGUCACCGAACCACCAGUCACUGAACCUCCCGUCACUGAACCUCCCGUCACUGAACCUCCCGUCACUGAACCUCCCGUCACUGAACCUCCCGUCACUGAACCUCCCGUCACUGAACCUCCCGUCACUGAACCUCCAGUUACCGAGCCACCCGUCACCGAGCCACCCGUCACUGAACCACCUCCAAAGAAAGGAACAUGGAAAGUCGGUAUUUAUCCAUUCAGGGAUGACGAUGAAAAUGGAGUGUCAAGUGGAGAGGAGGGUGUUCCUGUUCCGUUGGAUGUGACAGUGACAUUCGCUGGCAAUGGAUCUUUAUACCGAACUUAUGUCAACACAGAGGAUGAUGGUGAUUCUGAAUAUACAUUUGCCAAUAUGCCCCCUGGAGAGUACUGUUUCGAACUGAUCGAUCCCCAAGGCAAAUGGAAGUCUGGACCCGUGGGACCAGGCCCAAGAAGAUCAAACAACAAGUUUGUAGAUGGGAAAGCAUGUGUUGAAUUGGAAGCAGUGAAAGAUGGAAAGCAGGAAUUCAUGGAGAUGGCAGCAGGUUUUGUGAAGGAAAAGCCCCAGACCUACAAGGUGGCUGGCUUCACCUUCAUAGACACUAACCAAGAUGGUUACCAAGAUGAAGAUGAGGACUAUUUGGCAGACAUCACAGUCAAGUUGUACAACUCAGAUGGCAAGCUUGUAUAUGAUGAGGAUACGACUGCAGAAUACAAUGGAUAUGAGAUCACUGGUUUGGUAGCAGGAGAUUACUGUAUUGUCCACAUUGGACCUGAUGGCUACAAUCAUACUGUUAAGGGUACUCACAGCUUCUUUGACCAAGAUCAAGACAACUUACAUGAGAUCAAGUUGUGCUUCACUCUCCCUAACACUGAUAGAAAGCUACCUGAAAACUCUUCCAAAAAGCAGGUUCGCAUCAACAGUGGCUGGAAGAAGGUACCCCAAACUACUCGUACCAUUAAAGGUUACGUCUUCCUUGAUGCCAACCGCAACAACAAGUAUGAUGAUGCCCCGCCUGAUGGACCCGAGACAUUUAUUGCUGGAGCCUCAGUCAAACUGAUCGUGGAUGGUGAGAUUGUCGAGAGGACUGAAUCCACCGCAUCCAACCCCAGCUAUGAGUUUAAGAACCUCCCAGCUAACAAAGCGUGCUGCGUCUACAUCUCGCAACCCAACGCCUACGAGUUUAUCCCAGUGAUCAACGAGUACAACCGAUACGAACUUGAUGGAGAGACUCCCUGCCACACCUUCACGACGGAUGGCGUUAUUAAUUUCAAUGCUGGUCUUAGAACCCGUAAUUAA
Acytostelium subglobosum LB1 is the source of this 2166-nucleotide messenger RNA. RefSeq lists its product as hypothetical. The record is from RefSeq and is a predicted model, not a curated record. The transcript is spliced from 5 exons. Bases 1 to 2166 code for a protein of 721 amino acids. Lineage: Eukaryota; Evosea; Eumycetozoa; Acytosteliales; Acytosteliaceae.